This is a messenger RNA of Oncorhynchus gorbuscha (pink salmon), 1972 nucleotides long. It is a transcript of the gene rlbp1a, whose product is annotated as retinaldehyde binding protein 1a. The record is from RefSeq and is a predicted model, not a curated record. Gene Ontology annotation, cellular component: membrane. The coding region runs from base 148 to 1083 and encodes 311 amino acids. The transcript has 8 exons. Gene Ontology annotation, molecular function: phosphatidylinositol bisphosphate binding. Lineage: Eukaryota; Metazoa; Chordata; Actinopteri; Salmoniformes; Salmonidae.
CCAAUCACUCCUCUCUCACUCUGGCAUGCCUUAUCCUCUACCACCCGGUCUCUCUCGCUCAUUUUCUUAAUCACUCCAUCCCUGCCUGUGCAGCAACCAGACCCCCAUCCCAAAGUGUCAGUGAAGCUGCUGCAAGACCCUGUGACAAUGGCUACCGGAACGUUCCGUAUGGUGUCGGAGGAGGAGCAGGCCAUGAGGUCCAAGCUGGAGCAUCUGACUGUGAAGGACCACGGGCCUGUGUUUGGACCCUGUCCCAAACUGCCUGUACACACAAUACAGAAGGCGAAGGAUGAACUCAAUGAGACGGAGGAAAGGCGAGUGUCAUCUCUGAAGGAGCUUAGGGCCAUGAUGAAAGAAAAGGCGGGAGAUGGGGAUGACCUGGCUAAGACGGUGCAGGAGCGCUUCGGGGACAAACCCGACUCCCUGCUGCUCCGCUUCAUCAGAGCCCGCAAGUUUGACGUUGCCAGAGCCCAUGAGCUCCUGAAGGGUUAUGUGCGCUUUAGGAGGGACUACCCUGAGCUGUUUGAGAACCUAACCCCCGAGGCAGUCCGCAGCACCAUUGAGGCAGGCUACCCUGUGGUCCUUCCCAGCAGGGACAAGUACGGCCGUGUAGUGCUCCUCUUCAACAUCGAAAACUGGGAUCUGGAGGAGGUCACCUUCGAUGAGACCCUGCGAGCAUACUGUGUGAUCCUGGAGAAGUUGUUGGAGAAUGAGGAGACCCAGAUCAAUGGUUUUGUGCUGAUUGAGAACUUUAAGGGUUUCACCAUGCAGCAUGCCUCUGGCAUCAAACCCACUGAGCUCAAGAAGAUGGUGGACAUGAUGCAGGACUCGUUCCCGGCCCGUUUCAAGGCAAUCCAUGUGACCCACCAGCCCUGGUACUUCACCACCACUUACAACGUGGUCAAACCAUUCAUGAAGAGCAAGCUGCUGGAGAGGGUCUUUGUUCACGGUGAUGAGUUGGAUGGCUACCUGAAUGAUUUUGACGCUGACAUCCUGCCUGCAGACUUCGACGGGAAAGCCCCCCUCACUGACUGCAAGGCCAUCGCUACCAAACUGUUUGGGUCCGAGGACACAGCGCUCUAACACCUUACUGUCACAUUAUGAAGCAAGGCUGGAUCAGUGAGGCAGAAUAGGUGGGGGUGAAAUGUUGCCUACAAGGGUAUUCAGUUCGAUCAGCUCUUCAAGUGGGCAUCAAGAUGAGUGUGUUGGGUUUAGGGGGCUAGUGGUUGAUUUGCGACUGGGCAAUAGGAACACAAGCAAGAAAGAGUAGGAAUGUUGAAUAGAGGACAUGGACAGUAAAACAAUAUGAAUUGUUUUUUACAGCACAGAAAAGUGUAGCUCCUCCAUAUACAGAAGUUAACUUUUGAAUAUGCACAGGAAACAAGACGGUCCCUACUGUAUGUAAGAGCACAGAGAAUGGCAUUUGGUGAUGAGAUGACCCAACAGCUUAUUACUGUAGUCUGAGGUGAAUUUGGUGUUCUUUGCCUUAAAGGUUACUUUCACUGUGACUUUACUAGAGGAGCCUAUUGCCUAGCCUGAGACUGCUAAAAAAACAUAUGGGAUAUAUAUAGAAUUUAGUAAUACAAGAAUGAUAAAAUAAUAUAUUUCAGUUAAGCUAGUUGGCUAUUAAGAAUAUGAUAGAUGGUCUGUGAACAAAUCAUAUAAAAAUAUGUACAUUCCUUAACAUAGUGCCAUAGUGCUUAACUCCUCUGUUCACAUUACAUUUUGUGUAUUCUGAAGUGUCUAUAUACUAUGGGAACUCCUAUGGUGUGCUUAGCUAGGAUUGCAGAGAGAGUAUAGUAGACGGUUGAUGUCAAAAAGUGAUUGAUUUUCCUGUGUCAGGGUGUUUGACCUUUUAAGGACAUCCUGUCCGGAUGUUCUCAUAUUGUUUAGUGUGUGCUUAUGUAACUUGAUACUGCAGCUGUUUCUUUGAAGUAAAGCACGUUUGAAAUAAAAAGUAAUGGGCUGGUGA